AUCUUCCUUGACAUCGUGAUGUCUUCAGAGACGCCGAACUCUUCAGGAUGGCACUCUAUACGACCUUGGAUUCCACCUUUGACUCUCUCAGUGCGUGAGAUUACUCCCGUAUCGGUUACCUUCAUAUUGUCUGCAACAAGCUCGGGAGACACGGAUCCGCUGCUGGCUUGCCUUGGUAUCGAAAACCAAGAAGCGGACGACGGAGUGGAAAUAGAUGAGAACGAGUCGAAGAAAUCCUCCAUUGUUUCCGCUGCGUUGGCUGGGGGUCUCUCCGUCGAAGUUGAUCGUUCUGCGUGGCGAAGGGUGUUCAUUCGAAUCGACGACAAGGCCGAUGAGGCAGUCAUUAUCAUAUAUGGCCUGAUGCCUGGUCGGCAGUAUGAUGUUGACCUUGAACUGGUUCAAGGCGGCCAUAAAAACAACAUCCGUCGCCGAGUCGUAACCGAACUCGGAGAUUCCUCAAUAGGCCUUGAUGGCACUGAUGAGAACCCUGAAUCAUCAGCUUUAGACUCUUCAGUGGGCUCUCUAGAGCCAGCGCUUUCCUCCCCGUCCACUUCUUCCCCAAGCACACCACCUUCCAAUCAGCACUCGUCUCCAGGAUUCACUCCCUUAACACUCGAGGAUAGGUUAAACCAGCUGCAGCAUACCUUGAAUAUCAUGACCACCGAACGCGAAACUCUUUUAGCCACCCUUAAGACAGGUCGUCGUGACGCCCAAAAGGCAGACGCAAACGUGCGGUCGGAAAUUGAAGCCUUGAAGCGUUCCUCGGAAAAAACAGCAGCAGCCGAACAUCGUGCAAGACAAAAGGUACUUGCCCUGCAGGAGACUGUCAAGCGUGCGCAGCUCUCAACGAGGGAAAUGGAGGGCCAUGUUAAAGAGGUCGAGGAGGGGCUCCCUGAUCUGCAGGCACAGAGAGAUUUACAGGAGGAAGAGUACUUGAAGGUCAAAGGAUAUGCGGACCGUGCAAGAAAAGCAAAAGAAUCCGAGGAGGAGAAGCAGCGAAAGCGUGUCGAGCUGAUGACUGGAGAGCUCAAUGGAUUGAAUAACAAGCUGGAAAGGCUCCAAGCGAGGAAGGAGAAACUGGAAACAUCCAUUAUACCUGACCUGGAGGAAGAACUAAAAGCCAUCGAGCUCGAGAUUGAGAACACCGAAUCAGGUUCUUUUGGAUACUUUUUCGGUCCUGACAGUCAGCAUCUGGACGAUGAUCCUAUGCUUCUUCGUUCUCAUCAGACUAGCUCAUUUCCCCGACCUUCGCCUGCACCAAUACAGCGACCCCAGGGUACUUGGAGUAGUCCGCCUCGACAAGCCCAGCGCUCGUCUUCUCUACAUUACCAGAAAACGCCAACAGUGCUUUCCAAUCCUCAUCGUCAGUCUUCUCUCAAGGCCACACAUCAUUCGAAUUCCAGUUCCUCGUCAUCUUCGCCGCUACCUGCAGCUACGUCAACACUUUCAAGUCGUGCACCACCAUUUGAGCCUGGGAAGCCGCUGAGAGCGGCUAUAUGGGCUGGAAGCGCUACUUCCCAAGACAAUCGUGGUGGAUAAGUUUGGGACGUGUGAAGAGUUUCAUCCAACCACAGGCGCCACCGCCUUGUGGAAACUGUGGCGUCGGAAGAAGGACCGGCCCAAGAGGUAGCGGCUCCUUUCUAUGCAAAUACGGUAAUACCCCACUACUAGAGCUAAGCUCGACGAUCGGUUUGUUGAGCCAGAAUUGCUUUAGGCGUGCCGUACAACAUGUACAUGAGCUAAUGUGCAAUCUAUAUGGAGGGCUUCCUUGUUGUCCUUCUUCUCUAUCGUC
Guyanagaster necrorhizus is the source of this 1792-nucleotide messenger RNA. RefSeq lists its product as uncharacterized. The transcript has 3 exons. Lineage: Eukaryota; Fungi; Basidiomycota; Agaricomycetes; Agaricales; Physalacriaceae. The coding region runs from base 19 to 1539 and encodes 506 amino acids. The record is from RefSeq and is a predicted model, not a curated record.